AGAAGAUCUGUAAAUAAAAUUAUUGAUAGAUUAUUCGUAUGAAAUCGGAGUUUAAAUGAAAUAUUUUUGGAAAACAGAUUUAGGAUGAGUGAUGUUCCAAGCACGGUGUCAAAAGCGGUACCGUCAUUCUGCACCGUCUAUAUAAUCUCCAAAGGAAAGAUCUCAUCCGUUAAAACUGCGACCGUAUUACUCUCUCCAAAACCUGCGUCGCAGAAUAAGAUCCACUCUUCUCUGGCUCAACGUGCUGAGCGACCACGCAACCUCACACUCCCACGACAUGUUUCAGGUGGAUACCAAUCUCAUGAUUUUGAUGAAAUAUCAAUGCUUCCAGCCGGAUCAUUUCCAGACAAACGCGCAUAUGCACGCCGUAAUCGCGGCAGUGAUGAAGCCAUAUCACCAUACGAGACAAAAAGAAGAAACUACGCAUCAAAUAAUGUACCUGAAGAUUGUGACAUAUCAUUUGUGGCGAGUGCAAAACCAAGUGUUGAUAGGCUCUUCCCUUCGUUGUAUUCCGAUGAUGAUUUUGAUGGAACCAGAUCAAGAUCAAGAUCCCCCCAAGAAUCAGGACAGAAAUCUUUCAUGUGUGAUGACUACUCAUUCACCUCUCUAUUAUCGCCAACAGAGAACGAAGAAAUGGAAGCUGAGGUGAGAAAGCUAAAGCUAGAACUGAAGCAGACAAUGGAGAUGUAUAGCUCAGCUCGCAAGGAAGCUCUAACAGCAAAGGAGAAGGCAAUGGAGCUUCAACGGUGGAAAAAGGAAGAAAAGAGGAAGAUGGAAGACUUACAAAUAUCGGAAGGAGCGGCAUUGGCUAGUCCAGGGGGGGAGAAAGAAAAGGAUCAAAGGAUCGCAGAGUCUGAAGCACAGAAAAAAAUUAGUCCAGAGAAAACAUCUCCGCGAGAAGCACCACAGAUGAAGAGAGGACUAGAACCUCGAGGUGUUGGUACUGCCAUGUACCGAAGGUACUCCAUUGAGGAAAUCGAGGAAGCGACACAAAAGUUCUCAGCAGCUUUCAAGAUCGGUGAAGGAGGCUAUGGCCCUGUAUACAAGGGUGAAUUAGAUCACACACCGGUUGCAAUAAAAGUUUUGAGGCCAGAUGCAACUCAUGGAAGGGAACAAUUUAAUCAAGAGGUUGAAGUGUUAACUUGUAUAAGGCAUCCAAACAUGGUUCUCCUCCUCGGAGCAUGCCCAGAGUAUGGUUGCUUAGUGUAUGAGUACAUGGCUAAUGGGAGCUUGGACGAUUGCCUCCUCCGACGAGGGAAGUUACCGGCUCUUCCUUGGCAGCUAAGGUUCCAAAUUGCUGCAGAGAUAGCCACAGGCCUCCUAUUCCUUCACCAGACAAAGCCAGAGCCCAUUGUACACCGCGACUUGAAGCCAGGAAACAUUUUGCUAGACCGGAAUUUCGUGAGCAAGAUCAGUGAUGUUGGGCUAGCCAGGCUUGUCCCUCCUUCAGUUGCAGACGCCGUCACUCAGUAUCGUUUGACAUCAACAGCCGGAACAUUCUGUUACAUUGACCCUGAGUACCAACAGACUGGCAUGCUUGGAAUCAAGUCUGAUAUUUACUCACUUGGGAUCAUGCUUCUCCAAAUUGUGACAGCUAGGUCACCAAUGGGUUUGGCUCAUCAUGUUAAGAGGGCCAUCGCCAAAGGGACUUUGGAAGAGGUGCUUGAUCCAGCUAUUUCUGACUGGCCAAUGGACCACACCUUGCAUUUCACCAAACUCGCCUUGAAAUGCGCCGAAAUGAUGAGAAAAGAUAGACCUGAUCUUGGGAAAGUUGUCUUACCGGAGCUCAAUAAACUUAGGACAUUUGCUGAAGAAAACAUGCCUCCUAUGAUGAUGUUUGGAAGAGCCUUCUCUCCGAGACCACAACAAUGAGUCAAAAUCACCAAUAUUAAAUUUGUUUAUUCUUUUUUUAGAAAACUUAAGGAAUGUAUCAAGAAUGUGCAGAUAAAAAUGAUUGCAAUCCUUAAAUUUGUAUAUAAACAAAUUCUGUAAUAUUGAAUUUGUACUUUAGAAUAUUUCAAAAGGGAUUGAGAAUGCACCAUGCAUUUUCCCAAUAUAUAUGUUAAGAUUCUAGGCUUUUCUUUGAAUAGGCAUGUGUACUUUGAACUAUCAAAGGAUGUGUCACUUUGUUCUCCAAAUAGUAAAAUGCACUUUAACAUCUCAAAAUCCCAUUACCAAACAUGAUCUUGUUUUCCAUAAUCUGAAUUUCAGUUUGUUAUUAGGAACAUUUUUUUAGUGUGGAUGAUUCAAUGGUGAGAGGAUUCUACUCUCUACUUCAUUUUUCUUCUUGCCGAGAAGUUACUAAUUUUUUUUAAUAAGUUACCAACUGUAAACGUAAGAGAGAAAUAAAUGACAUUAUUCCCACUCAUUUAUUUUUCUCUCCCGUGUCAGUUUUUCUCUGUCAACUUAAAUUUCUGUUUCUGUUAUGAGAAGUUACCAACUUGGCAACUUUCAUACCCAAAUUACCAACAGUGGCUGAAGCUUGAAGCUCACAAAAUUGAAGAUGGCUUACAUAAAACCAAUCUCCCUCUGUUUUGGAAUAUUUCUAUAAGUCCAAUAUAAAGAAUCGGGUUCAAGAGUAUGAGAAGUUCCAAUGAACUGGUUUAAUGAUUAAGUGUUUUCUCAAAUUCCAAAGAAGAUGUUACAAGGAGAACACUAAUUCCUCAUCACUCAUUAUAAUACCUAAUAACUCAAUUUUACGAGCUUAAUUACUACAUUGUAACCAUCAUUUUACUAUUAAAGAGAAGGUUACAAUAUCAACUACAUAUAGACCUAAGAGCAUCAUAUGAAUAUAUGAUGCCACAACAAAGUAUUAGACAAUUCAUGAGAAUAGUAACUCAUUCUCUUAAAUCAACUUAACCUCAAAGACAACUUAUAACCUCUAAAGAACAUAAGGAGAAGAGUUCAUGACAUCACAACCUCACAAUAUAUGUAUUAUUCCAAAUACAUGUACUAAGGUAUGAUCUCCAACUUAAUUCUUCUUGCGACCCAUGCUAACUUGAGCAUCGGAGUCCUUGCAAGAACACUCCCCACUAUUGGAAAUGACAAACUCGGACAUUAGGAACUCGGAAUAGAACGAUGGCAGCAACAUCGUGUCUCCAAUCUAUUCUCAACAAUUUUGUUCAGUUAAUCCCUAAAUUCGAAAGAGUAAAAACACUUAUGAACACUCUCUCUUAUCAAAUUUCUUGAGUUCUCAAUGAACUUAAAACCUCAAGAAUUAAGAAGAGUUACUUGCAGAGUUAGAUAAUUUUACAUUUCGAAGCUUUCCUCUUUUGUGUUUACUUCGUUACAAAAUUUAUUUUUAACCAAUUUUAUCCAAAAGUAAAACACAUGAAACCUAAUUCAAAAAAUGUAGAUUAGCAUCAAAUUAGCCAACGCCCACCAGUAUAAAAUGCAAAUUAAAAUACAAAAUAUAUAUAAAAAAUAAGUUAAACAAUA
Molecule: messenger RNA, 3438 nt
Organism: Arachis ipaensis
Lineage: Eukaryota; Viridiplantae; Streptophyta; Magnoliopsida; Fabales; Fabaceae
Product: U-box domain-containing protein 51-like
Biological process (GO): protein phosphorylation
Molecular function (GO): protein kinase activity; ATP binding
Source: RefSeq, a predicted model, not a curated record